This is a messenger RNA of Xenopus laevis (African clawed frog), 2914 nucleotides long. RefSeq names its product base methyltransferase of 25S rRNA 2 homolog S homeolog (gene samtor.S). The record is from RefSeq and is marked provisional. Gene Ontology annotation, biological process: negative regulation of TORC1 signaling. Gene Ontology annotation, molecular function: methyltransferase activity. NCBI's taxonomy places the organism in Eukaryota, Metazoa, Chordata, Amphibia, Anura, Pipidae.
GGCGUGGAUGGCUUAGUUUUCCUUCUUGUAAGCCGGGGCCGAAUCAUGGAGCCUGUGCUGCCUGCAAGGGGCAACCGGGAGAAUGUUCUCGGAAAAGCGACAGCUGAAAUGUACGUGUCCAGCUUUCCUUCCGAACAAAAGACGGAGCAAGAGAAGCUGUCUGGCGUAGUAAAGAGAGUGCACCGGGAUCUGCGCAAGAAGUAUCGGGAAGCUGGAGACUUUGAAAAAAUUUGGCUGGAGCACUGUAAAGAUAAGGGAAGAUUGUGCGAAUAUGCUGUUGCAAUGAAAGCCUUGGCAGAUAAUCACUGGGCAAAGAAAUGUGAAGGGGAAGGCCGUAUUGAAUGGUGCCUCGGUGUUUGCCAAGAAUAUUUUUUCAAUGGAGGAAAGAAGAAAGCAAUAGAAAAAGAUGCAAGGAGAACUGCUUUAAAUAAGUUACAGUCUUCAAACUGUGCAGAAGCUGAAGUUUCUGAUUUCAGUGUUCCAAAUCCGAAAUCAUUGAAUGAUGAAUAUAUGAUUGGCAAGAUAAGAUUGCUUGAUGUAGGAAGCUGCUAUAAUCCCUUUUUGAAAUAUGAAGAUUUUUUGGCUGUUGGCAUUGAUAUCGUUCCUGCUGUUGAGACUGUUUUCAAAUGUGACUUCCUGAACCUGCAGAUUCAGAGACCACUUCAGCUUGCUCCAGAUGCAAUUGAUGCCUUUCUAAAACAACUACAGAGUCCCAUUGAUUACUUACCUGCUGAACUUUUCCACGUUGUUGUUUUUUCAUUACUUCUUUCUUACUUUCCUUCUCCUUACCAACGCUGGAUUUGCUGUAAAAAAGCCCAUGAACUUCUCACUUUCAAUGGUUUGCUGCUCAUUAUAACACCGGAUUCUUCACAUCAAAAUCGACAUGCUGUGAUUAUGAAGAGCUGGAAAAUUGCUAUUGAGUCUCUUGGCUUUAGACGUAUGACCUACUCCAAAUUCUCACACAUGCAUCUAAUGGCAUUUAGAAAAACGUCACUAAAAACUACAAGUGAUUUGAUUACUAGGAAUUAUCCAGAUAUGCUUUACAUUCCUCAGGAUUUGAAUUAUGACAGAGAAGAGGAUCAUUUCAGUAAUUGCUGCCUCCGAUCAGAACUUGAAGAUGAACAACUUGCCUGCGGUUUUACAGAACUACCAGACACUCCAUAUGACUCCGACUCUGGAGACAGUCACAACAGCACAAUGCCUUUCUAUGAGUUUGAAGAUCCUAUACUAAUAGGAUAGUGUCCAAAGCUUUUGUGACACUAAUGCCAAAAAGCAGCUAUCCUGGGCCAACAUCAAUCAAGAUUUUUAAGGAUUUUUAGUGCCUAAAUAUACCUUAAUUGCGCGUACACAAUAAUAAUGGUUAAAAGUUCUUGUUUAAGGCUUCAUGUUCCAAUAAAUAGGUAUGACCAGUUUUGUAAGCUUUGGCAUGACUUCACCGAUUUGUUACUUGUUUAUUCCCUGUUAGUUUUGCAGGCAUUUUAGUACAGCAGCUAUACAGCAGUCUGGCCAGUUUCAACCAUGCUGCCUAUACAAAUUUCACCUCACUGUCAACUCUUUGGCUUAUACAGUCACUGCAGCAGUCAAAACCCCCAUUUGUCAUGAAGCUUUCUGGGUCUUACAGGUUUUAUACAAACAAAAAUCUCACUGAAUGUGCAUUAGUUAAAGUAAAAGCAUAAAUUGAAUCUAAACCCAAAAAUGUACUGAUGUAAAUUUAAUCUGUGUGCAUCUCUGAGCAUUUAUGCAAUUUACAUUCAUUUUCUGAGAUUUAGCAUUAUUAGACUGCUAAUACUCAGAUUAUGAACUGGGAGUCUGCAUCCCUAUAGUUAACUGAAUCCCAGAAGUGCAUAGAAGUUGCUGACUCUUAUCAAGAGUCGAAUCUGAGUUCAUGGGAGUUUGUAAAAUAUCCCAUGAACUCGGAAUUCAGGGGAAAAAAUGACCAAUCGAAAAAAAAAACGCAUUUUUCAAAUUCGGGUGAAUGGGUUAGACCAGCAAACUCGAAUCUAAUUAGAUUUGAAUUUUUUCACAAAAAAACCUCUAUUUUCAGGAAGGCUGCAAACAACUCCAAAUUGAUCCUAAUGGGCCAGUACAUGAUAAAUUUUGAAAAUCAAAUUUUAAAAACUUGAAAUGAAAUUUUGACUAUUCCCGAGUCGAAUAGCACUAAAAAAAUGUUCAAAAUUCCAAUUCAUAAAUUAGGAUUUUCAACUCGACCCUUGAUAAAUCUGUGCUUAAAGAGAGCUGUUGAGCAAAGCUUUCCUAGCAUUAAAACACUGUUCAAAACUGUGAGUAGCUCAAAACAUAAAAUAAAUGGAAAUUGUAAAAGAGCUCAGAGGACCACUCUUUUUAAUAGUUAUGCCAAUUCAUAUUUUGAGGUCUAGAUCCACUUUAAAAGGAAAUCUCAUUCAAGUGAAUAUACCUUAUUUACAGGUGUUUUGUACCAUCACAGCAGUUUUUUUUUAAAUAGGGAAGGUGCCUAUUGCAUUGUCCCCAGAUUUCUGACAGAGCUCAGAUUAACUCUGCUGUCCCCUUAUUGCAAUGUCAGAGUAUGCGAGCACAGUACAACGUCUUGUAUAAACCUUAUAGCUAAGAUAAUUUGCUCCAUGGCUGCAAAGUGUUACUGAAAUAUGUAUCAUUUGAUUUCAGAUCCUAAAAUGAAGGAGUUCUGCACAGGGGUGGGGGUGGUUCACCUUUAAGGUAACUUUUAUUAUGUUAUAGAACUGCCAGUGCUAAGCAACUUUUCAAUUAGUUUUCAUUAUUUUUUUUAUAGUUGUUUGCCUUUUUCUUCUAGCUCUUUGCAGCUUUUAAAUGGGCGUCGCUGACUCCCUUCUAAAAAAACAAAUGCUCUGUAAGGCUACAAAUGUAUUGUUACUGAUGCUUCUAUUCAGGCCCUUUCCUAUUCAUAUUCCAGUCUCUUAUU